Molecule: messenger RNA, 907 nt
Organism: Drosophila bipectinata
Lineage: Eukaryota; Metazoa; Arthropoda; Insecta; Diptera; Drosophilidae
Product: rhythmically expressed gene 2 protein
Cellular component (GO): nucleus
Source: RefSeq, a predicted model, not a curated record
UUGGAAUGCGAAAAAACAAUAUAUAUUAAAAUUAUAUAUCAAUACACUGUACGAAUAUAUGCAGUAGUCCCCACAUAAUCACUCUAAAGAAGUGGUCACACUGGCCGCCAAAAUGUCGUUGCCUUCGCAGUUUUUGAAGAAUUUGAAACGUUUCCGGCUGGUAACCUUCGAUGUAACGGAUACACUGCUACGCCUGGAGAACCCGCUGCGACAAUACCAUGAAACGGCAACGGAAUGUGGCAUCACCGACCUGGACCGCAACCAGCUGGAGCGAUGUUUCCGCCAAAGCUUUUCGGCCAUGAGCCGGGAAUAUCCGAACUUUGGCCGACUCUCGCCGGGAUUGGGCUGGCAGAACUGGUGGCUGGAGCUGGUGGCCCGCACAUUCACCUGCGCCAGUCCGGGAGUGUCCACCGAGCAGCUGGAGACGAUUGGCCGUCGCUUGAUCACCAUUUUCCGCACCAGCAAGUGCUGGGGUCACAUUGAGGGCGCCCAGGAGCUGGUGCAGUGCGUCCGACAAGCCGGCAAGCAUGUGGGUGUGAUCUCCAACUUUGAUCCGUCCCUGUCCCAGGUUCUGGCCGCCAUGGGCUUUGCGGACAAGUUCGAUUUCGUACUGACGUCCUACGAGGCGGGCGUUAUGAAGCCGGACACCGGCAUCUUCAAAAUCCCCCUCCAGAGACUCAACAUCCGGCCGGAACAGGCCCUGCACAUCGGCAACAAGAUGGACAUGGACUACACGGGUGCCAGGAACAGCGGCUGGAGUGGAUUGCUGAUAGCCGGCGAACGAACAGAUCUUGCCAAGCAUUCGUUUAGCAGUCUAUCCGAUCUGCUGAAAGCUCUGGAGACGAAGGAGAUUGCUUGGUGACCUCCAGAGUAGGAUCUGGGAUUCCGAAAGGACAACCAAACGGUG